UGUAAGGUAACAAUCCCAGUCUCCAUAUGAGAAUUUUCCCAGGCCCUUGAUCAUUCCCUGGACCCCUCUAGUUCUGCAAUAUCCUGUGUGAGAAGGGUGUCCAAUACUACACAGAGGAGUCCAGAGAAGGGCACCUUGAGAAUUUCUGAGCCUGAUGGAUGCAUCGACCACCUCAUGGCAUCUUUCAACUUCACCCACUCUGACCCUUCAGCAUUUAUCCUAAUGGGCAUCCCUGGCCUGGAAGAUGCAUAUAUGUGGAUUUCCAUCUCUUUCUCUACAUUAUACAUUAUCGGUCUUUUGGGAAAUUUCACGGUUCUGUUUGUUGUAGGUAAAGAGCAGACCCUGUACAAGCUGAUGUACCUGCUGCUUUCCAUGCUGGCAAUCACAGAUAUAGGCAUAUCUACCUCUGUCGUGCCAAAGGCACUGUGUAUAUUUUGGUUCAAUUUGAAAGGAAUUAACUGCCUCACCCAGACGUUCUUCCUUCAUGCAGUUUCUGUUAUGCACUCAGCCAUCUUCGUGACAAUAGCCUUCAAUCGCUACGUCGCCAUAUGUAGCCCUCUGAGAUAUUCCACAAUCCUCACCAACAAAAGACUAGCUAAGCUAGGGCUAGUGGCUUUAGUAAGAGCUGUUCUCUUUGCUCUUCCUCUGCCCUUGCUCCUGAGGAGGCUGCCAUUCUGUGCCAACCACAUUAUCCCCCACAAUUACUGUGACCACAUGGCUGUGGUGAAGAUGUCGUGUGGGGACAUCACAGUCAACAGGACUUAUGGCCUGGUGAUGGCUUUUGUUGUCAUUGGGUUAGAUCUGAUGCUUGUUGCCCUGUCCUAUGGUCUGAUCAUCAGGGCCAUCCUCAGAAUCUCCUCCAAGAAGGCCUACCCGAAAGCCUUCAACACCUGCACAACACACAUCUGUGUGAUGCUGACGUCUUGUAUUCUUUUCCUCUUCUCCAGUCUGACACAGAGAUUUGGUCAGGGCAUCGCUCUCCACAUUCACAUUAUCUUGGCCGACCUCUUCUUCCUCAUCCCCACCAUGCUCAACUCUAUCAUUUAUGGGGUCAAAACCAAAGAGCUUUGCGAGAAAGUGGGCAAAUACACUUGCAAAAGGUGA
Dermochelys coriacea (leatherback sea turtle) is the source of this 1104-nucleotide messenger RNA. RefSeq names its product putative olfactory receptor 52P1. The record is from RefSeq and is a predicted model, not a curated record. Bases 175 to 1104 code for a protein of 309 amino acids. The transcript is spliced from 2 exons. Gene Ontology annotation, molecular function: G protein-coupled receptor activity; olfactory receptor activity. Gene Ontology annotation, cellular component: membrane. NCBI's taxonomy places the organism in Eukaryota, Metazoa, Chordata, Testudines, Dermochelyidae. Gene Ontology annotation, biological process: G protein-coupled receptor signaling pathway.